Helianthus annuus (common sunflower) is the source of this 998-nucleotide messenger RNA. RefSeq names its product protein Mpv17. Gene Ontology annotation, cellular component: cytoplasm; membrane. Bases 213 to 866 code for a protein of 217 amino acids. NCBI's taxonomy places the organism in Eukaryota, Viridiplantae, Streptophyta, Magnoliopsida, Asterales, Asteraceae. The transcript has 3 exons. The record is from RefSeq and is a predicted model, not a curated record.
CCCCCCCCCCCCCCCCCCCAUUUUCAAUCCAAUCCAAUCCUUCGCAGAUACAUUCAACAAUCACUGCACACAAUCACAAACAAUUUUCGUCAAAAACGCGCAACACUCGACCUCACAACAUUUGCUUGUUCCACAAGUUUUCUUCAACCAAACCCUAGAAAAAACAAUUCAUCAAGUUUCAGGUCAAUUUACAAAAAUUGGAUGUUGUGAUAAUGUUUAAGCUAUGGAGAUGGUAUCAAAACUGUUUAUCUGUUCAUCCGGUCAAAACUCAGGUCAUCAGCUCCGGUUUAAUUUGGGGAUUUGGUGAUAUUGCAGCUCAGACCGUUACGCAUGCUAGUUCUGUUAAGAGAAACCCUAAUUUAGCUUCUGAGGAAGAGAAAGAAUUGCAUAUCAACUGGAGACGUGUGGCUACCACAAGCUUAUUUGGAAUGGCAUUUGUCGGACCCGUUGGUCACUUCUGGUAUGAAGGUUUAGAUCGGUUUUUAAAAGUCAAACUUCAAUACCAACCAAAAUCCAUACGGUUCGUUGCAACUAAAGUAGCACUUGACGGGAUCAUUUUCGGGCCAGUGGAUCUAUUCGUUUUCUUCACUUACAUGGGCUUCGCAUCCGGAAAAACUUUUAAUCAAGUGAAAGACGACGUGAAGCGCGAUUUUCUUCCAGCGUUAGUUUUAGAAGGCGGGAUUUGGCCGAUGGUUCAAGUUGCCAAUUUUCGGUUUAUUCCCGUAAAAUACCAGCUUUUGUAUGUGAAUUCAUUCUGCUUGUUGGACAGCUGUUUUCUUUCUUGGCUUGAACAACAACAGGAUGCCGCUUGGAAACAAUGGUUCAAGAUUUUGUCGUCGAACGAACAUAAAAACAAAGAGGAUUAACGGGUCAGAUUUUUGGCCCAUUCAUAAUUCAGGGAUUUUGUUGUUUUUCUUUUGUGUUGAAUGUUUUGGAUCUUUGAGAAGAAAGUGUUUGCUUUUAGCUGUAAUUUUUUUUUUCAAUAAUCUUUUGCUUGA